Molecule: messenger RNA, 515 nt
Organism: Scutellospora calospora
Lineage: Eukaryota; Fungi; Glomeromycota; Glomeromycetes; Diversisporales; Gigasporaceae
Source: the annotation of a GenBank genome assembly
AUGGGUGGAUCAGUUUCGAAAGCUUUAUUAAGGAUCUUUGGUAACAAAGAAAUGCGCAUACUGAUGUUGGGUCUAGAUGCUGCAGGAAAGACAACCAUUUUAUAUAAAUUAAAGCUUGAUCAAUCAGUGACGACAAUUCCUACCGUCGGUUUUAACGUGGAAACAGUGACAUAUAAAAACGUCAAAUUUAAUGUUUGGGAUGUUGGUGGUCAAGACAAGAUUCGUCCACUUUGGCGUCAUUAUUAUACAGGUACCCAAGGACUUAUAUUUGUAAUUGAUUCACAAGACCGCGACCGAAUAGAUGAAGCGCGCCAAGAGCUACAUCGAAUUAUUUCAGAUCGUGAAAUGAAGGAUUGUUUACUUUUAGUAUUUGCUAAUAAACAAGAUUUACCAGGCGCAAUGUCGCCUGCGGAGGUCACCGAAAAACUUCAUCUGCAUCGUAUGCGUGAUCGAGCUUGGUAUGUUCAUCCGUCCUGCGCGACCACUGGUGAAGGGCUAUUUGAUGGAUUGAACUG